GUCCACCAUGUGUUGCCGUAGUUAUUGUUAACCGGACGGUUGGCUGUGUUUUAGCAGAACCGCGGUUGUCUGCUGAGAGAAAUUAAUGGAAUAAACAGAGGAAAAAAGAAGCUCAGCAGCCAUGAGUGACAUUCGCCAUGCUUUGCUGCGGCGCGACCCGCUGAGCGCGGCGAAGGAGGUGCUCUACCAUCUGGACAUAUCACUGGGCAGUGCCCUGCAGAGCGCCCCGGGACCCACACCGGGACUGGACAAGAGUACCGUGGAUCUGGUGGAAGAGUUCAUCUUCCAGGUGUCCAAAGACAGGAGUGUACAGCGAAAGAGAAUGAGCUGUGUUCAGGAGCUGCAACUCCUGGAGAUUAUGUGCAGCUACUUCCAAGAGCAGAGCAAAGAUGCCAUCCGGCAGGUCAUCUUUUCUGCCCUUUUUGGCCUUCAGGGCAACAAGGCUGACGAGAGCCGCAUGUCCGUGCUAGGCAAGCUGGUGUCGAUGGCAGUCGCUGUCUGUCGGGUGCCAAUUCUAGACUGUGCUGCCACUUGGCUACAGCGCACACACUCUGCAUGGUGUGUUCGACUGGCGCGGGUAUUGGUGGAUGACUACUGUAUGUUGGUGCCCUGCUCCAUCUCCACCCUGCAGAACAUCUGCUCAGCCAGCCCUCGCUUCUGCUGUCAGCUCAUCUCUGCAGUCACAGCCCUGUACGAUCUCUCCUCAGAUGAGCUAACACCACCCCCUGCCCUUUUGGAGAUGGUGGUUGGUUGGAUCACAGAAGACCCCAGAUUACUCCUGCUCACCUUCAUCAACACGCCUCUUACAUCUAGUUUACCAAUCGGCUGCCUGGAGGUCACGCCUCUCAUGGGCCUCCUCAGAUGGUGCGUGAAGGCACCACUAGCCUAUCAGAGAGGCCGAAAGUCUACAGUGACCAAUGGCCAUGUGGAUACAGAGAAAGUGGGAGAAUGUGAGGAGCUGUACUCCAAACUCCACCUGAGUGUUCUACAAGUCUUUCUCAUGUUACAGGUCCACCUUACAGAACAGAAUCUGCUUGGACGGCUAGCUGUAUUGCAGGCAGAGUCUGUCGCUGUCCUUGUCGAGGAAGUGAGCCGUUUAGUGGACGAGCUUAACCCUCUCCAUGCCGCCAAUGAAAUCCAGCUGGCUCUGGAUAGGCUGGCCCAAGCCCUACAAGUCGCCAUGGCAACAGGAGCCUUAUUAUGUACCAGAGAGGACCUGCGGACUCUGUGCUCAAGAUUGCCUCACAACAAUCUGUUACAGCUGGUCAUGUCCGGUCCUGUCGUUCAGCCUCCACCGCACAGCGGACCCUUCCAGCCGAGCCUCUAUCCCUACAUCCAUCCCGCUCGGCCUUCUCCUCUCUCGCCCCACGCCACACACCAAGCAGCCCUGUCCUCUCCACACGCCGCCCACCCAGCCCUCUCUCCACUGCCCACACACCCAGCUCUGUCACCACAUCGCUCCUUAACACCUCAUACUGCGCACUCCCCCCUCCCACCACACACCUUCCAUCCUGCUGCCAUGGCUUUCCCCUACCGGCCCAUUCGCUGACCCAGCAAAGGGGUAUUGGACUUUCCAAGGUGGAGAAGAAAUUGAUUUAUGAGGGUUUGAAUUACCUUAGGGGUAAAUGUGGACAGGGAAAUGUCCUGAGAGGGUGUUCAAGUUUGAGAUUGAACUGUGGUUUUCUAUUUUACACAUUUACCAUAAACAUCCCGCGCCAUAUUUUCUCUAGGCACUUCGAAGAAUUGAAGCUAAUGGUUAUUCAUGUUUUUAUACCAAUUUGGAAUUGCCACAGAUUAAACACCUGUUUACUUUGGUUUGUUCAACUAUCUUUGUAGGGACUUUAAUAUUUGAGACAAUGAAUCUGUUGUUUUUGUAUAUUCCACAAAAAGUGUCCAGUUAUGUUUAAUUAGGAUCCUUUAAUAUGUGUCAGAAGACGCGAUGUAGCAGUGCUAACAGCUUUUAUACUUUUUCAGCCUUUCAUUUGAAAGUUUCAAGUCUUGAGUUUUUAAUAAUGUUCAAAACUGGGCUUGUUGUAACACCACAAAGCUCACCUGUUGUUUAGCAUAACAACAAACCUGUUUGAAAAAAAUAAAACUAAUUUGUAAUGAUAAAUAACUGUCAUUCCAGAAAAAAACACAACGCUGCUAGUUCAUUGAUAAUAAUAUACUUUUAAGCCUCAAUUGAACCAAUCAUGGAACUUAAUGACUUAAGCAUCACAUAGACAUAACGAGGCUAGACUUUCUGUUAGUUACCAAACUCCUGAGUGGAUAUAAAGUUGAAUGACAUAAAUUGGAUAAACAGAUUUAUACUUAAGUUUUAUGUGCCCACUAAUGGCUUUAUCACCAUUAAAGAUGUUCAUGCAGUUUAUAUACGACUGUUGUAUAUCUGUAAAAAAAAAAAAAUUGCUUUGGCUGUCUAGACUAAAA
This is a messenger RNA of Pygocentrus nattereri (red-bellied piranha), 2427 nucleotides long. It is a transcript of the gene ints15, whose product is annotated as chromosome 12 C7orf26 homolog. The coding region runs from base 122 to 1549 and encodes 475 amino acids. Lineage: Eukaryota; Metazoa; Chordata; Actinopteri; Characiformes; Serrasalmidae. The transcript has 8 exons. The record is from RefSeq and is a predicted model, not a curated record.